Molecule: messenger RNA, 3325 nt
Organism: Alnus glutinosa
Lineage: Eukaryota; Viridiplantae; Streptophyta; Magnoliopsida; Fagales; Betulaceae
Exons: 11
Coding region: 795-2948 (717 amino acids)
Molecular function (GO): FAD binding
Source: RefSeq, a predicted model, not a curated record
UCUUCUUUGAAAAGCCACCCGAUCCAAAACCAAAACCACCACCCCCGGCGCUACCCACCCCGAACCAUUCCGGCGCCGCCUACCCCGGCGACCCACACAGGCGCCGCCCACCCCGGAACAAGCCGUCACUGUCCACCACGGACCACGCCGGCAACACCCACCCGGCACCCCAGAUCACGCGCCACCCGAGUUCUGGGUCGGAUCCGUGCGUGGAGAAGAACCCCGUGCCCGACCCUCCGCGCCGCCUGAAGCCGACCGUCGUUCCACGUGGACCCUCCGCGCCGCUGGACCCAGCCGAUCUCAUCACCUGAGUCGUCGGAAAACUCAGCACGCCCGGAUCGAAAACGCACCCACCGUCGAAGAUCCGGAAACACACCCACCGACGAAGGGCCUCACUGAGGCAGAUGCAACCGGAACCACGCCAGCGCAACUGAGACGACGAGAUCCAGACCCCAAAAACUGCCGGUUCCGAGUCUUCCGACGGUCACAGUGACGGAGAUGCCGAUCGGUUUCAAAGAAGAAAACCAAAAAAAAAAGAAGGAAAAAUAUGUGAUGAAAGUGUUGCCACGUCAGGGUGUAAAAACGCUUCCAACUACCCAGCUCGCUCCGACGUCGUUUUCGUGAUGCUCUACUUGAUUUGACCCCUUAAACCUGAACGUGUCUCCGUCUUCAUCAUCGAUCUGAACGGCUUAUUAGUGCUCUGAAGCUUCGUUUUAGUACUCGAACCUAAAUGCAUAUGGCGUCGUCGUUUUAGUGCUCUAAAGCUUCGUUUCAGUCAUUGCCUCACUGGGGUAAUGAGGGUUUUGGGGUUUCUCAAGAAGAGCUUGAAUGGCCUCCACAAAGGUGGCAGUGCCAGAAGCAAAGCACACCCACUUGGAUUCAUUGGAAUUCAAAGCAGAGGCCUGUCAGACCCCAACGUUCUCAAUGGCGAUGAAGAAGAUACGGUGCUUCCUGUUCUGAUAGUUGGGGCUGGACCUGUGGGUCUUGUUCUCGCUAUACUUCUCACCAAACUGGGUGUCAAAUGUGCGGUUUUGGAGAAAGCCAGGACAUUUUCUAAACAUCCACAGGCACACUUCAUCAACAAUCGAACUAUGGAGGUGUUUCGCAAGAUAGAUGGGCUGGCGGAGGAGAUCCAGAGGUCUCAACCUCCGGUAAAUAUGUGGCGGAAGUUCAUAUAUUGUACUUCUCUUUCUGGGUCUAUUCUUGGUUCAGUGGACCAUAUGCAUCCUCAAGAUUUUGAGAAGAACGUGAGUCCAGUCUCUGUCGCACACUUCUCACAGUACAAGUUAAAUGCAUCACUACUUAAACAGCUAGAAAAUCUUGGCUUCCAUGUUCGUACAUCACAAGCCUUGGAAGACCAAAAUCAUAGGCCCCUCAAGGGAAGGGAAAUUUUAAUGGGGCAUGAGUGUGUAUCCAUUGAUGGCACUGGCCAAUAUGUUGAUGUUACUGCAACUUUUCUCAAGAAAGGGGAGUAUAUGCAGAAGCAUAUUCAGUGCAAUAUCCUUGUUGGUACAGAUGGUGCAGGAAGCACUGUGCGGAAGCUUGUAGGAAUAGAUUUGAGAGGUGAGAAAGACAUGCAAAAGCUUGUCAGUGUUCAUUUUCUGAGCAGAGACCUUGGCCAGUACUUGCUCAAUGAGAGACCCGGUAUGCUGUUCUUUGUCUUCAAUCCUGGAGCCAUUGGAGUCCUUGUUGCUCAUGAUCUCCAGCAAGGAGAAUUUGUAUUGCAGAUACCAUUCUAUCCGCCUCAGCAAAACCUUGAAGAUUUCAGGCCUGAGAUAUGCAAGAAGUUGAUAUUCAAAUUGGUUGGUCGAGAGCUUUCAGAUGUAGACGUCAUUGAUAUAAAGCCAUGGGUGAUGCAUGCAGAAGUUGCUGAGAAGUUUGUAUGUGAUGACAAUCGAAUAAUUCUUGCUGGUGAUUCUGCUCACCGAUUCCCUCCAGCUGGUGGUUUUGGAAUGAAUACUGGCAUUCAAGAUGCUCACAAUCUUGCUUGGAAAAUAGCUUCCCUUGUAAAGGGUAUUGCACCAUCUUCUUUACUUGAAACUUAUGAAACGGAACGUAAGCCGAUUGCCAUUUUCAAUACGGCACUUAGUGUUCAAAACUUCAGAGCAGCCAUGGCAGUUCCUACUGCACUUGGUCUUGAUCCAACUGUUGCAAACUCUGUGCAUCAAGUCAUUAAUAGUGGAGUUGGUUCUGUUUUACCAUCUGGACUACUGACGGCAAUUCUGGAUGGAAUUUUCACAAUAGGUCGUGCACAGCUCUCUGAAUAUGUUCUGAAUGAAAGCAAUCCACUCGGUUCUUCUAGACUUGCUAAAUUAAGACGUAUAUUUGAAGAAGGAAAGAGCCUUCAACUCCAAUUCCCUGCUGAGGAUCUUGGUUUUAGGUACCUCAAGGGAGCACUGAUUCUGGACAGUGAGGGUGCGUUUGGUGCUCCAGAACCGCCUACUGGUCGUCGGAGGGACUAUGUUCCUUCUGCAGAUCCAGGGUCAAGGCUGCCCCAUAUGAAUGUGAGGGUACUAUCCAAUUUAUCAAGUGAGGAUAUCAUUUCAACGCUGGAUCUUGUAUCUGGUGACCAAAUUGAGUUCCUUCUGAUUAUAGCACCAGUAGAUAAGUCCUAUCAUCUUGCUCAUGCUGUCUUCAAGGUGGCUAAGGAAUUCAAUGUUUCUGCCAAGGUAUGUGUUUUAUGGCCUGCUGGUGCUGUUAAAGGAAUUGGAGCAGGAAGCAAGGCAGCGGCCGCAUGGGAGAAUUACGUCGAUGUUGUGGAAGUUAAGAAGUCACCAGCUUCACCUUCAUGGUGGGAUAUCUGUCAGAUGACCGACAAAGGAGCCAUUCUGGUUAGGCCCGACGAGCACAUUGCUUGGCGUACGAAGUCAGAAGUUGUUGGGGAUCAUAUUGUGGAGUUGGAGAGGGUUUUUUCUGCAAUAUUUGGUAUAAAGUCAACCAAAGUAUAGGAAGCUACAUACACAAAUACUAUGAUCAACCAAAACAUAGGGAGCCACAUACUAAUGCUAUGACCUGUAUUUGAAUUCUGCAUCUGGUUUGGAAGUGGCUGUCUUUCCUGCGAGUGUCCACACAAGUGCUGGAGAUCUCUUGCAAUCUGGCUAUUGGAGCAAACCUUUUUGAUUAAUUCUUUAUAGACCAUUCAUAGCAUAUGUAAAUGUUUGUAGAAUUUCAUGACCUGGUCUAUUAAAUUUCUUGGGUGGGAGUGACCGCAUUGUAGAAACCCCUGCCAAUUUAAGCUUGCUAAUGCCCGUCCCCAUCGGGUAGCUCAAUCGACUGGGGGCCAUGUCUCAUGAAGCUGAAGUUACUAGUUCGAAUUUUUUAUCUC